This is a messenger RNA of Saccharomycodes ludwigii, 2541 nucleotides long. It is a transcript of the gene RAD4, whose product is annotated as Rad4p. Gene Ontology annotation, cellular component: nucleus; cytoplasm; XPC complex. NCBI's taxonomy places the organism in Eukaryota, Fungi, Ascomycota, Saccharomycetes, Saccharomycodales, Saccharomycodaceae. The transcript has a single exon. The coding region runs from base 1 to 2541 and encodes 846 amino acids. Gene Ontology annotation, biological process: nucleotide-excision repair; mismatch repair. The record is from RefSeq and is a predicted model, not a curated record. Gene Ontology annotation, molecular function: damaged DNA binding; single-stranded DNA binding.
AUGAAUAUUGACAAUUCCAAAUUACCAAAGGAUUAUUUUGAUAUGGUUAAAGAGGCUCUAAAUGAGGAAAAAAGUGAAAAAACUUCCAAUUUAAAGAGAAAAAGAUCAAAAAAAUCACCAUCAAAAACUCCUAAUGUUAAGCCUAUUACUGCUCCAUUAAUCAAAAGAAGAAGUACCAGGAUUAAGAAUAAAAAUACUUUAACUUCUAAUCAUACUCCAGUGGUGAUUAUCAAUUCAGAUGAUGAUUCUCAGGACCCAAAUCAAACUCAUUUUCGCAAUAAUUUAACUCACAAUACCACUGUGGAUAUAAAAGACAAAGAAGAGCAAGUUUCAAGUGGUGAAGAGGAUUCUGAUGAAUCUUUUGGUUCCGAUAAUUUUGAGGAUGUUUUACUAGGAGACGCUAACGAUAAUGGCGAAUCUAGUGUUGAUAAUAUAAACAUAACAUUAGAUAAAUCAUUUCCUGUUGAUCAAAGGGAUAAGUCCAAGAAACAAAGGAAUUUAAACCUAGUGCAAAAGGAAGAGCGCCAAUUUAGACUAGGCUUUCAUCAAAUGCACCUAUUAACACUACUAUCGCAUGGAUAUCAAAGAAAUAAAUGGCUAAACAAUAAAAAAUUACAAACAAAAUUAAAUAACAUAAUUCCAAAUUCUGUAUUUGAUUUAUUACAUCCAGAAAAAGAUGAAGAAAUGCCACUAAGAAGCACGAGGAAAUUGUUGGAUGGAUUAACCAAAUGUAUCAAGAUAUGGGAUAAGUAUUAUGAAGUAGUGGAUAGUAAUACUACUGGAAGGAUAAAAACUUAUGGACUGUACAUGAGACCAUGGGACAAAAUAUCCUUCGGUUUGGAUGGAGCUUGCGACAUACAGCACUGCAGAUUUUCAUUUAAUGAAACAGAUUUUGUUCAAAAAUUGACCAAAUUUAGAAAGGGGAAUAGGGAUCUGGGUGCACAAGGAUUUGUAGCCAUGUUAAGAGCGGUUGGUGUAAAUGCGAGAUUAGUAAUGUCAUUACAGCCACCUGAUUUUACCAAUUUAAAAAAAAUAUCAGCUACCCAAGAAAAAGGUAAACAAGAAGAAAAUAGUCAUAGCAGUACCAACACGGAUAAACAGAAUGAAAAAAUAUUUGAAGACAAUUUACUUGCCUUCCAACCUGGUAUAGAUAAUUCUUCUACUAUAAAAUUUCCGUUUAAAAACAACUUUGCCAGUAAAAUGAGCACAAUAGAUGAUAUCUUGGCUGAAUUAAAUGAAUCGGAAAAAUUCCCCAUAUUUUGGUGCGAAGUAUGGAAUAAAUUUAACAAGACUUGGAUAACUGUGGAUCCAAUAAAUUUCAAAAUUAUAGAACAACACAGAUUUAAUAGCAAUGGCAAAUCAAAAUUAGAACCGAUAACUAAAAAACAACAAAAAUACAACAUGUUAAGGUAUGUCAUAGGAUUUGAUAGAAAAUUAGGUUGUAAAGACAUUACCCCACGUUAUACCACACAAUUCUUUGCAAAGGUUUUUAAAAAAAGAUGUACCAGGAUUCCUGAACUUGAGACUUGGUACACAAAAAGUAUCAAAUAUUUGAACCACCUGGCAGGAAGAACGCCUAUCAAAAUAGAUAAAUACGAAGAGCAAUAUUUGGACAACAAGUUAAGUUUAGAAGGUAUUCCAGAUAGCUUACAAGAUUUUCAAGGACACCCCAAGUUUGUUUUAGAGACAAAUAUUGGACAAGACGAAGCUUUGAAACCUGGAUGUUCAAAUUGUGGGUUUUUCAGAUUGAAAAAUAAAAAUAAAUCCAUCAAAGUUUAUUUGCGGGAUGAUUUACUCAAAUUAAGGUCACCGAGAGGUUGGUUUAUGGAGGGAAGAACUUUGAAGAAAGGAGCUAAAUAUUCCAAAGUCGUACAUAAAAAAAGUUUUACUACUAGAGAAAUAGAGGAUGAAAGAUUAUAUUCUAUAGAUCAGACAGAGUUGUAUGUUCCACCAUUAGCCUCUUCCAAUGGAGAAAUUCAAACUAACUCUUAUGGGAAUAUAGAUGUUUAUAAACCAACUAUGAUUCCAUUAAAUUGUGUCCUAAUUGAACAUGGGUUGGCUACGAAAGCUGCAAGAUUUUUAAAUAUUCCAUUUGCUGGAGCCGUGACUAGUUUUACCUUUGAAAAGGGCAGAACAGUCAAACCUUCAAUUACAGGUAUUGUUGUGUUACGAGACUACAAAGAGGCUGUUUGUGAAAUGAUUGACGGUAUUAGCUAUUCACAAGAAAGAGAAGAAUAUGAGGAAAAACAGCUAGAGGAGUUAGAUCACUGGUUAAGUUUUUUACGCAAGAUCCAAAUUAGGAAUAGAUUGAACAGACACCAUGGUAUUGUUGAUCAGGACUCAGAGGAAGAUAUUAAACAAAUAUCAGAUGCAGAGAGCGAAGAAGGGGAAAUGGUUGGCGGGUUUAUACCUGAGAAUCUGUCAGAUCACGAAAGUGUUAUGGAUGUCACAGAGGAAGACAGAGUAACACCAAAUACGAAUAGUAGUGAUCAAGAAUUAAAUGAAUAUGUUGCCUUUUUAAAUGAACUCAAUGAUGAAUAA